UCCCAGAGUUUUGGCACACUGAAAUUACCCAUUGAAGAGUUGGAUCUUUCGAACAAUCUGAUACGACGCAUACCGGAGAAAUCCUUUCUCGGCCUGAAAGAAUCACUUACCGAGUUACGCUUGGCAAAUAAUCUACUGGGCGAUAGCCUGAAUCCGAUAUUUUCCACCGCCGAAUUUCAUCCGCUGAAAAAUCUGAAAACUCUCGAUCUAUCUGGCAACAAAAUCAAAUCGAUCGAAGAGGGUCUGUUGAAAGGCUGCGUCGACUUGAAGGAUUUCUAUGUGGAUCGUAAUUGUCUAUCUGCCGUUCCAUCCAACUCGCUCAAUGGACCUAGUGCGCUGCGGCUUCUUUCUUUGCGUCACAAUCACAUAACUACACUCCGUUAUGAAGCUUUCAACGCGCAACCUGAACUGGAAAUCGUCGAUCUGCGCCACAACGAAAUCAAAACGAUCGAGGGUCUGGCAUUUCAAGGUUUACGCGCCAUACGCGAAAUCAAAUUGGCCGGAAAUCGCAUUACCAAUUUGAAUAGUGACGUUUUCGAGCAUAUACCCACUUUACAGAAAUUAGAUCUCUCCGAAAAUUUCAUACCUCAAUUCCCAACUGUGUCGCUGGCAGCAAUCGGAAAUCUAAAAUCGUUAAAUUUGUCCUCGAACAUGUUGCAGCGAUUGGAUUACAUGCACAUGCAGGUGGUUAAGUCCUUGGAGGUGUUGGAUUUGAGUCGCAAUGGCAUUACCACCAUACCGCCGGGCACAUUCCGCGAUCUGGCCGAACUCAAAUACCUCGAUCUGAGCUUGAAUUCGCUGCGGACUAUUGAAGACGACGCACUGGAGGGUCUGGAUAACCUGCAAACUCUCGUUAUACGCGACAAUAAUAUCUUACUAGUACCAGGCAGCGCAUUGGGACGCCUACCGAGCUUGACCACCUUGCAUUUGGACUUUAAUCGUGUUGCUGCCCUUUCGAGUGAGAUCUUAGGUUCCAUUCAAGCAGAGGAUAUCACCACCUUGACACUAGCGCGCAAUGUCAUACGCGAACUGCCGACUGGCAGUUUUCAAAUAUUCGCUAAUCUGCGCACACUCGAUCUAUCCGGCAAUUCGUUGGCCGUCAUUAGCGCAGACAUAUUCAUGGGCUUAGAUCAAUCACUUAAUGAAUUGAAGCUUUCACAGAACCGCAUUACAGGUUUGGGCGCAACACCGCUUGCCUUAACCGAACUGCGCAGUCUCGAUCUGAGCGGUAAUAACCUCGCUGACCUGCCACGCAAUAUCUUUCAGGGUUUAGAGAACUUACAGUAUCUUAAUCUCAGCGGUAAUCAUCAUUUAUCGCCAUUGCCGGCCGCGCUUAUACGACCACUUUCUCAUCUGCAAGUUAUCGAUUUGAGCAACUGUGCUCUCAAGCAAAUGUCGGGUGAUCUGUUUGCCACACUGCAAGAUCUAAAGCACAUCUAUCUGCACGACAAUAAUUUACAAGAAAUUAACGAUGGUAGUUUUGUCGAUCUUUGGAAUAUUACAUCAAUCGAUUUGUCAAAUAAUCAAAUCACUUCUAUCAGACCCGGCGCUUUCGUGAAUGUGAUGCAAAUCAAGCGACUCAUUCUGCGCGACAACCAGUUGUCAGCUUUUAAGGGUGAAUUCUUCAACACCGGCACUGGUUUGGAGGAACUCGACAUUUCGAAUAAUCAUCUCACCUAUCUUUUCCCUUCUUCAUUCCGCAUUCAUCCGCGCUUGCGUGAAAUCAAAGCAGCCAAUAAUAAAUUCAGUUUCUUCCCUGCCGAACUCAUUUCGACGCUGCAAUAUCUGGAGUAUGUCGACCUGUCACACAACCAACUCAAAUCGAUAGAGGAGUUGGAUUUCGCGCGUCUGCCGAGACUGCGAGCGCUGCUUGUCGCUUACAAUCAACUGGACAUGCUCAGCGAGAUGGCUUUCCACAACUCGACUCAGCUGCAAAUUGUCGAUUUGUCUUACAACAAUUUGGAUCGUAUCGGUGAACGCACAUUUGAAGGUUUAGUGCGUCUGGAGAUGCUUAAUCUCGAGGGCAAUCAAUUGACUGAACUUUCUGAUUUAAUAUUUGAGCGUUCGAAAUUGCAAAUGCUCGAAAAUAUAAACUUGGCUAAGAACAAAUUCGAUUAUGCGCCACUUAAUGCGCUGCAACGUCAAUAUUUCUUCGUCUCUUCAGUUAAUUUGAGCCAAAAUAAAAUACGAGCUAUUCCUGCUGACGACAGUAUUAUGGUAAAUAUCAAGGAUCUUGACUUGUCGUACAACCCUUUAAGCGAGGGUGCCGUUCGCAACAUACUCAACGAGCCAAAAACUGUGCGCUCACUCAACUUAGCCGGCACUAGUAUUGCUCAUCUUGAGCCAUUGGAGACGCCUUUCCUGCAAUAUUUGAAUCUCUCCCAUAAUAACCUCAAAACCAUCGAUGCUGAAAUCUUUCAACGCACAACACUACUUGAAACGUUGGAUCUGUCAGAUAAUGACUUAGAGAGCUUAAACGAACUGGCAGAUGCCUGGCCAAAACUGCAGUCACUACAUACUUUGGAUCUUUCGAAUAACAGCUUUGAGGUUAUCUCACAAGAUAAUUUCGAAAGCUUAGACAUGCUUCGCGUGUUGCGACUCAAAAGUUUGACACAAGUUAAUCGCAUCGAGAAGAAUGCUUUUAAACAUAUGCCAAAUUUAGAGAAACUCGAGGCGUAUGAUUUACCUUUGCUGGGCUACCUCGACGUUCAAGGAAUACUCGAGCUAUUACCUGGGCUUGAAGAUAUCGACUUAGAAAUAAAAGAUUCAACUAUAGGCACCGAACAAAUACAACCCGCUAAGCAUCCAAGACUUAAAACAAUCGGUAUACGCGGAGAUCGUCUAAAGACUAUCUCCUCUGGCACGUUAGCUGGCUUAAAAAGCAGUGACCUCACCAUUAAACUGCAAAACACAUCUCUUACAACGCUGCCACCAGCCUUACUGUUCCCUGUGCCACGCUCUUCACACCUAAACCUCGACAUUACUGGCUCCAAAGUUACCGUAUUGGUGCCACAAUUUCUUACUGCACUCGAAGAUCGCCGCUCCAGUUUACAACUAAAAGGACUUGCCACAAAUCCCAUACACUGUGACUGUAAUGCACGUGCGCUACGCCGCUGGUUACCCAACUCACAUAUGACUGAUGUAGAGUGUCAAUCGCCUGCCUUCCUGGAGGGUAAGAAGCUCAUCGAAGUCGGCGAUGACGAAUUGACGUGUGAUCCACGACGCAUGACGUCCACAACGGCGCGCAGCACCUCACAAUAUAUGUUGAAAUCAUCGUCGGGUCUGGUUACACGCCCCACCACCACCACCACCGAGGAACCAAUGAUCAUCUGGAGCUUGGAGCCCACACAAGCGCCACCGAUGAAAAUCAAAACCAAAGCACCACUGAUGAAGGCGCCCAUUAUGAGUAACGACGAUACACUUAUUAUUGGUAUAGUUGGGGGUGUGGUGGCCUUCAUAGCCAUACUUAUCAUCAUCAUCUGCAUAGUGCGUUUACGCAUGAGCAACGUGGAAUAUCACAAUGGACCGGCUAUGAUCGGUAUACCGCCAAUGCCAAUGGGUCCGGGUAGUGUGCCAAUAAAUUUCAAGGGUGCACCUACGGCACUGUACGCCGUUCCACCAUACGCUACACAAAGUUAUGCAACUCUGCCACAUAAAGCACCGUCCAUACACCAAUCUACACAGAAUCUGUCGCAACGCGCCGCCGCACAAAAUGGACAGAACUCAUACUCGACUAUGUCGCGCAUGUCGUACUUUGGUGGCACGCAGCAACAAGCCUCACCGCAGUCUAAUGGCCAACAGCCGUACAUUAUCUAUUCAGAUGACAAAGUUUAUAGAUAAGGUUCUAAAGGGUCAAUAUGGCGGUGCAAGCAAUAUAACUUGGUGUUCAAUCAGUGCUGGGUGGUCAUACCGCCGAAAGCAUAUAUACAUACAAAUAUUAUAUAUAUAUAAAUAUAUAUACAUAUAUAUAAACUUUCAGUCAGUUGUGUAACAUUUACGCAACGUGUUUAUAAUAUUUCGUUUAAUUAUAUUUUAUUUUAUUUUAUUCAUUACAAUUUUUAUUUAUUUUUUUUUAAUUUUUUCUUAUACAAAGCUAACUUUAACAUUUAAGCGUGGGCAAGUUUUAAGCUUGUCACCUAGCGUUUAAAAUAUUAUUAUUAUUAUCAUCGUAGUCUUAAGGAGGAAUAUUGAACCCAGUUUACCGUAUCUAACAGUAAUAAAUGCAAUUCGGUUCUUUGUCUAUUAUUUAUAGUCAAUUUAAAGCACACAUUUUAAUUUAAUAGCGUAUACCGGGUGGUACAUUUACUUGAUGGAUAUUUCUUGUUUACAAAUUUAAACAAAAUUGAUUUUUUCAUUGUUUAAGAAUCAAUAUUGAAGUAACUUAUUUAUGUGGCUGCCUUGAAAGCGAUUAAAGCAGUACACUUUGUCUUCCAAGAUAUUAAUUUAGUACUGGCGUUGUUAUUACUUAAGCGUAACAGUUGUCACUAUCAAAACACAAUAGCUGACUAAGGCAAAUACACGUUAUGGACCACCCUAUACACUUAUAUUUCAUUAUUCGAGACUAAAUAAAUAUAUGUAUGACAUUACACCGUUAUAGCGAAUAUUAUAAUAGCUCUCAAAGUGAAAUAAAAUAAAUAUAGUUUUUAGUAUUCGUUAAGGGUUUCUGAUGUGUAAUAUUUAAAUCCGUUGAUUCUAUUGUUUAAAGAGCUGCGUAAAAAUAUUAUACAAUUGUAAAUAGUUCAAGGCUGCUAUAUUGAGCAGUAUACGUUAAUUUGUGAAACUUACAGUAAAAUCCCUCUUUUCUAGCGAGAUUGUAAAACUUCAAAGUGAACUAAUAUUUCGUAUAAGUAAAUUAAAUAUGAAAUAUCUUAGAUUAAGUGAUCACUGUAUAGUAAAUAACGAAAAUUUUAAAUAAAUAACAAUUAAAAAAUACCAAAA
Molecule: messenger RNA, 4938 nt
Organism: Bactrocera oleae (olive fruit fly)
Lineage: Eukaryota; Metazoa; Arthropoda; Insecta; Diptera; Tephritidae
Source: RefSeq, a predicted model, not a curated record